Messenger RNA from Exophiala aquamarina CBS 119918, 1212 nucleotides. Its product is annotated as serine/threonine protein kinase. The record is from RefSeq and is a predicted model, not a curated record. NCBI's taxonomy places the organism in Eukaryota, Fungi, Ascomycota, Eurotiomycetes, Chaetothyriales, Herpotrichiellaceae. The annotation marks the transcript as partial. The transcript has 6 exons. Gene Ontology annotation, biological process: protein phosphorylation. Gene Ontology annotation, molecular function: ATP binding; protein kinase activity.
UUGGAAAUAUCAGUGAUCAAGGAGACUGGUGAUAUCAACGAAAGAGCUCGUUGGACUCAAAAUAGAAAGAAAAAGGAGAGCAGAACGGCCAAAUGGAGCGAGAAACGAUGGUACAACUCAUAUUGCAGAGAGUUUGGCCUCUCCAGAGCAAGGAUGAAGACAAACGAGGAUCAGGAUGCCGAAUGGGAGUGCAAGGAUCUGCUCGGUAAAGGUGCUUUCGGGGUGGUCGGUUUGUGGGUCAAAUCUGACGCGAAAGGCAGAGUUCUCGAUGCGAUAGCUAUCAAGCAAACUAAUGCGGAACGGCGUGAGCGGACCUCCAGGGGGGAGACAACCCUACCAUGGGAAGCACUGAUCAUGAAUGAGCUGCAGCAGCGAGGCUGCACAAAUAUAGUUCAAAUAAGAAGAAUUAUAUAUUUCCCCCUCGAAAAGCCCGUUCAAUGGAGAUUCUAUAUGGAAGUCUCUCGAUUUGGAACGAUGACCGACCUAAUCGAAGCUUACAUGGACAAAGGUCUACGCCUCCCAGAAGCGUUCAUCUGGCAAGCAUUCAACGAGUUUGCGAAGGUUGCAGUGCACAUGAGUUGCGCUAGAUUUCACAAAUCUGUUGCUCCUAAAGGAGAGAACCCAUUUGUCCUACACUUGGAUUUGAAGCACGACAACGUCUUACUAGGCGAACCACCUUCCCGAGAGGAUGGUCUCCAUUACCCCAGCGUACGAGUAGCCGACUGGGGCUUGGCGGAGUUCACGAGUAUUGAGUCCUCCGAGAACAGCGAUAAGUGGAGAGGAUAUGGGACCCUUUGUUGGAUGCCUCCCGAACAAAGGAGAUACGGUGAAUAUGGUCGUCAUUGGAAGCGCAAUGUCUUUGGAUCGCCCACUGCUCCAUUCACCAUGAAGCAUGUCGUUUGGCAGAUAGCGGCUUGUGUCUAUGGGCUGAUGAAUGUAGAGAAGCAUAAUGAGACCAUUAAUAAGAAGGUGGAUGCGUUUGAGAACCGUGAGGCUCGGCUGCGAGAGCAAGGAUAUUCCGUUCUCGGGGGUUAUUCCAGCAGUAUUUACACCAAGUCCUUGUGUAGGCUGGUGGAACUGUGCUUACUGGUGGAUCCAAAGCUGCGCCCAUCACCUCGCACCUUACGAGACAAAACCCAUGAAGGCUGGAAGCCACAUUUUGAAAAGUUCAAGAAGAAUGGCUUCAAAAACCUGGAGCCAAUGUCGUUUCCC